Messenger RNA from Eublepharis macularius, 1348 nucleotides. RefSeq names its product tetraspanin-15-like. The record is from RefSeq and is a predicted model, not a curated record. Lineage: Eukaryota; Metazoa; Chordata; Lepidosauria; Squamata; Eublepharidae. The transcript has 8 exons. The coding region runs from base 82 to 1041 and encodes 319 amino acids. Gene Ontology annotation, cellular component: membrane.
UCAAGGUAGCAAGCGCGCGCGGCUCCAUGUCUGCUCGCUGAGCCCUCCGAAGACAGGCGGGCUGGAGCUGCAGCCACAGCGAUGAGCAAAGAAGCGGAGUGGAAGGAGUCGCUGCUCUAUUACUACUGCAUCAAAUUCGCGCUCUCCGCAUAUUCCACCCUCUUCUCGAUUAUAGGCCUGGUGAUCCUCUGCGUCGGCAUUUAUGCAGAGGUGGAAAGACAGAAGCAUCGGACCUUGGAGGGCAUCUUCCUCGCUCCAGCUGUGAUCCUCAUUCUGUUGGGCAUAACAAUGUUUGCAGUUUCCUUUAUUGGAAUGGUGGGAUCCCUGAGAGACAACAGGACACUGCUGAAAACUUUCUUUUGGGUCCUCUUGGCAAUCUUCAUCACAGAGUUGCUGCUGUUGCUUGUUGAAAUAAUCUUCGAGAAACAGAUGAAUGCCGUUUUCCAUGCCAACGUUCAAGAUGGAAUAAGGCACUAUUAUGAUGACUUAGACUUCAAAAAUAUUUUGGACUUUGUCCAGCAGAAGUUUUCCUGCUGUGGAGGAGACGAAUUUACAGACUGGAAUGUUAAUCCGUACCAUGCUUGCAAUGGCAGUGGCCCUCUGGCUUGCGGGGUGCCCUACACUUGCUGCAUCAGGAAGGUUCCCGGAGAGGUCAUUAAUACACUAUGUGGAUACAGGACUCUGAAUAAAGAGCGGCUGGAACUGAUAGAUGUUAUCUAUGUGCGUGGCUGUAUCCAUGCAGUUGGCUUGUGGCUUAAAGACAAUUUUGAAGCUACUUUUGGAAUUGUUUGCUCUUUGCUUCUUCCUCAGGCCAUUGGCUUAGUGAUGGCCUGGCUCUACUGGCAGAAGCUCAAUGAGAUCCAUUCCGGGUUGGACACAGUCGAUUUCAAGCAACUGGACAUGAGGGACUUCAACUUUGCCUCCGUGGAUCUCUCUGGUGCUGGCUGGUGCUGGUGCCUGCCCCGAGAAGGUGGUUACAUUCCAGUCCAUGACAAAGAGGAGGAUGUGGCCAGUGAUGUCAUCUGCCAAAGCAAAGUAUGACAUUCUUAGGUUUUCAGAAUAAAUGGCGUCCAUGAGACAGGCUGGAGCAUUCCAAGAUGGCACCGUGUGAAGGACAAGACACAAGGGACUUCAGUUAAUAAUGUGCCACAUGAAUGACACAGCUGUGUGGUCUUUAUCACAAAGGGUGCUAUGAUCCUAUACAAUCUUUAAGUGUAUAUGUCUGUGUGUCAAUGUAAUUAAUUCAGGUCUGAUUUAGGUCCUGAGAGAGCAGUUCCCUGAUUUGGGGGGGGGGGGAAUUUUUGUAUGUCUUUUCCCCUGAAAAAUAAAUUUGAAUUUGUUAAACAAA